AUGAGGGUUUUAGGUAAAGAAAAUCAUAACAGAAAAGAAGAGACAGGUGCUCGCCCAAUAACUGGUACAGAUAGAAUACAAACGGGCGAACGAGCUGCUGAAGUCGGAGCUUUGCGAGUAUUCGAAGAAAAUGUCGACAAAGCUGAUACCAAUUUGUUACAAGCUGGCAACUUUACUGCCUGUCCAACAAUGACAGCAAUAAAAAAAAUGGCUGCUGAAUAUAGAGAGAAACACCAGCUUGAUCUAGAUUAUUACAAUGAAAUAAGACUAUUAUCAAAUGCACUGGAAGCUGCGGACAUCUGA
Messenger RNA from Didymodactylos carnosus, 303 nucleotides. The record is from the annotation of a GenBank genome assembly. NCBI's taxonomy places the organism in Eukaryota, Metazoa, Rotifera, Eurotatoria, Philodinida, Philodinidae.